AUGUCCGAAGUUCCAAAGAAAGGCGAUACUGCGCCCGAUGUGCAUGAUCCCCAUGUGCAGACCGACAAAACCAAAGUGGAUUUUGCGCCUACCAGUGCUACCCCGGCAGAAUUUAAAUUUUAUCCCGAUAACCCGGAAUCUACGUUGAAUAAGUAUAGGUUUUCGGCCAAAGACGCCAGCAGAUUUUUCGAUCCGUGUCAAGAGUCAGCAAACAUGAGCACUAGAUGUUUGGAGACGAACGACUACGAUCGCGACAAAUGUAGGGAAUAUUUUGACGCUUAUCGUGAAUGUAAGAAGCAAUGGUUGCGGGCAAGACGUCAAAAUAGGGGACAAUGGGAGUCCAAUUAG
Messenger RNA from Lachancea mirantina, 348 nucleotides. NCBI's taxonomy places the organism in Eukaryota, Fungi, Ascomycota, Saccharomycetes, Saccharomycetales, Saccharomycetaceae. The record is from the annotation of a GenBank genome assembly.